Molecule: messenger RNA, 1322 nt
Organism: Priapulus caudatus
Lineage: Eukaryota; Metazoa; Priapulida; Priapulimorpha; Priapulimorphida; Priapulidae
Product: SPRY domain-containing SOCS box protein 3-like
Exons: 5
Coding region: 65-745 (226 amino acids)
Biological process (GO): proteasome-mediated ubiquitin-dependent protein catabolic process
Cellular component (GO): SCF ubiquitin ligase complex
Molecular function (GO): protein binding
Source: RefSeq, a predicted model, not a curated record
AAGGACAACUUUGGUACAUAAAAAACACUAGUACGUUAGAUUGGGCGUGGUUUGUGUUGCAGUGAUGCGCACAGACGAUCACACCUUCCACACAGAGUACUUGACACAGGACUGGCACUGGGAUGUGGACUCGAAAUCAACACAUGCCAAAUUAUCUGAUUCGAACCUCUCAUGCUACUUCUUCUCAGAUCCACUAGCAGACAGUAACAGUUCUGGAGGAGUAUGUGGUUCAAAAGGAUUUCACCAUGGGGAGCAUUACUGGGAGGUGGUGUUCACUGAAGCUCUGCAGGGCAAGACUUUAAGGAUUGGUGUCGCAACAGCCAAUUCUUACUACCAACUAAGUCAUAAGAAAUUCUUAGGUUCUGAUGGUGAGAGCUGGGGACUGUGUUAUAAGGGUACCAGCUGGCACAGGGGUGUAAGCAAGCAAUAUUGUAAUCCAUUCUAUGAAGCGAACACCGUCAUCGGAUGUCACCUUAACCUUUACAAAGGCACGCUAUCCUUCUACAAGAACGGGAUGCUGCUAGGCGUGGCAUUCACGGGGCUGGACUCCGCCGCGGGCGACCUCUUUCCCGUCGUCUGCUCCGCCGUGGCCGAGAACGAGUUGGAGCUAUGUCAUCGCAGCUGCCGCUUCAUCUCACUGCAGGAGCAGUGCUGCAUGAAGAUUCUGAAGUGCUUGCAGUGUAGAGGCAACGCGGGCGAGUUGCCCUUGCCCGCACUGCUAGGGAGGAGGCUGAACGAGAUGUGACUAACGUACGGGUGUAUGCCACGUAGUUCCUUGUGCGUAUGUGCAUUUACUGUGAUAUUUUUCUACGGGAACUUAAAAACGUGCGCUGUGGGAAAUUAGUCAUCGAAAGACGUGGCUGGUAGAGUGCUGGUGUUUCAUCAGAUGGAACGUCGCAUGGUUACAAAUUUUGUAGUGCUUUUCUUGAAGUAGGGAGAUAUUGAUAACACUAGAUGGUUCUAUUUUACCCGAGUGCUAGAGAUUGUUGGGAGUGAGGCUUAUCUUGCAAUAUGACUGGGGGUUGGUAUCUCUUCUCCAUAGAUCUCCAUCUUAAAUCGUGAACUUGUUUGAAAAUGCUGUUGGUAGGAUUUUGACCGAGAACGAUUCAUCACGAUUUCGUUUUCAUAGUAGUGGCAAGGUUUACAUUUAGUUGGGUGGAUGUAUUUUUGUAUGAAAUGAAUUUUUAUAAUAUAUAUGUUUAACAUUACAACAUUUAUCUGUAUAGCUUGCUAUAGUUUAUGCAUUAAUCAGACCUAACUGAGUAAAUGUGAUUUCUCAGGUGUACAUAAAACUAAUUAAUAAAAACGUGUCAAAAAUUAAA